AUGCCUUUUUCAGCUCCCUGUCAACUGUGUACAAAGAAGUUUAAAACAGGUGUUUCACUGAAAAAACAUUUCGGAUUGAAACACCAGGAAAGGAAUCUCGAGAUCGCGCAAUUUUUGGACAAAUCAAACAGUCCAUGUGAACAGCCAAAAGCAGCAGCACUUAUUGACGAAGAAAUGGAAGAUUAUCUCAAAUGGCUUGGGGUUCUUGUGGAGCGAAUCAACGGAUCACUGGUACCGGAUCACCCAGGUAAAUGCUCUAACCCGCAAUGUGUUCUUUAUUUUGGUGUGCUUGGACUUACACACUUACUUACACCUAACUUUAUUUUCAUCGAAAGGAAAACGGUGCCAUGUUGAUUGCCUUCAAGUGCCACAGAAGUAUUUCGCUCAUUUAUUCUGUCGUUUGGGAAACCCUAUGGUAGACAGCGUACGCGAUGUUCCCCAUAUCCGUCAGCCGAUUUUCAAGAGAAUAGCGGCGCUUUUCAUAUAA
This is a messenger RNA of Pocillopora meandrina, 487 nucleotides long. The record is from the annotation of a GenBank genome assembly. Lineage: Eukaryota; Metazoa; Cnidaria; Anthozoa; Scleractinia; Pocilloporidae.